Cyphellophora europaea CBS 101466 is the source of this 1530-nucleotide messenger RNA. RefSeq lists its product as uncharacterized. Bases 1 to 1530 code for a protein of 509 amino acids. Gene Ontology annotation, molecular function: transmembrane transporter activity. The record is from RefSeq and is a predicted model, not a curated record. Gene Ontology annotation, cellular component: membrane. Gene Ontology annotation, biological process: transmembrane transport. The transcript has a single exon. NCBI's taxonomy places the organism in Eukaryota, Fungi, Ascomycota, Eurotiomycetes, Chaetothyriales, Cyphellophoraceae.
AUGCACAAUCAGGAUCCCGCAGGACCACCCUUUGGCCUCAACGACGUGGAGGCCAAGGCCGGAGCACAGCCGCCCGUCACAGCCUCGUCCAAGAAGGCCGACUCCUUCCACAUUGAAGAGUUCAAGGAUCAGUCCCAGACUACUGAUGCCACGCCUCAGGGCACCUUUACCUAUGGCAUCCCACUCGACCACCAAAAGCGCGUCAUCCGCAAGAUUGACUGGCGUCUGCUACCCAUACUCGGCCUAAUGUACAGCAUCUCCCUCGUCGAUCGUACGAACCUUGGCCUCGCACUUGUGGCUGGCAUGGAGGAAGACCUCGGUCUUCACAUCGGUAAUCGCUACACCAUUAUCGUCAUGGUAUUCUUCGUUGCAUACAUCAUCUUCGAGAUCCCCAGCAAUCUUAUCCUCCCCAAGGCCGGUGCUGCCAACUGGCUCUCUUUUCUCGGCGUGUCCUUCGGCGCGAUCCUCAUUGGCAUGGGCUUCACCAAAUCCUGGGGCACGAUGGCUUUGUGUCGUGCCCUUCUCGGCAUCCUAGAGGCAGGAUUCUUACCUGGUUGCACCUAUUUGAUCACGUGCUGGUACCAGAGGUUUGAAGUGGGCAAAAGACUGGCUGCAUUCUGGAUUCUCUCGGUCUUGACUGGAGGGUUCAGUGCCAUUUUCGCCUACGUGCUCACGUUGCUCAGUGGCAAGGCCGGGCUGAACGGGUGGUCAUGGAUCUUCAUCAUUGAGGGUGCCAUCACGUGCGCGGUUUGUAUUGGCGGCUGGUUCAUCAUCAUCGACUUCCCCUCUAAGAUAAAGACGUUCCUUACGCCAGAGGAAAAGCAAUUCGUCAUCGACCGCAUCAACAACGACCGUGGCGAUGCCGUAGAGGAUAAGAUCACACCUGCCAAGAUCCUCUAUCACCUCAAGGACUGGCGGUUGUAUUUCUGGGGCAUCAAUCUCAUGGCAUGCACCCUUCCCGGCUACGCGUAUUCCUACUUCCUGCCCGUCAUCUUACGAGCGGGCAUGGGAUACUCUACCACCCAGUCACAGCUGCUGUCUGCGCCCCCAUACGUCCUCGCCGCUGUAAUCACCUACAUCUCCGGCACGCUAGGCGACAAGUACCACAUCCGUGGCCCCAUCAUCGCCGUGCACCAGCUCCUAACCUCGAUCGGCAUGAUCAUCACUGCUUACGGCGGCAGCAACGGCUUCCGCUACUUCGGCGCCUUCCUCGGCAUCGGCUUCCUGCAGUACUGCGUCCCGGGCGUGCUGACGUACCAGGCCAACAACAUCACCUCGCACAGCAAGCGAGCCGUGGCCUCGGCGACGUGCAUCAUCGGUGGAGGCGUUGGAGGCAUUGCCGCCGGCGUGGCCUUCAAGAGCAGUGAGAGUCCCGCGUAUACGACUGGGAUCUGGACCACGUUUGCCAUUAGCAUGCUGAGUAUCUCGCUCAUCAUUAUCAUGGAUAUCUGGUUCUGGAAGUGCAAUAAAGCGGUGGAUAGGGGCGAGAGGCAGAAUGAAGGGCGUGCGGGCUGGCACUAUACGCUUUGA